This is a messenger RNA of Emiliania huxleyi CCMP1516, 513 nucleotides long. RefSeq lists its product as hypothetical. Lineage: Eukaryota; Haptophyta; Isochrysidales; Noelaerhabdaceae. The record is from RefSeq and is a predicted model, not a curated record. The coding region runs from base 1 to 513 and encodes 170 amino acids. The transcript is spliced from 2 exons.
AUGCAGAUGCACCUCGCUACGCGAGACCUCGGCGUCGCCUUCCGCAGCGGUGAGGCCAUCAACCCGAUCGGCGUCGGCCCGCGAUACAUCGCCUUCCGCACCGAUGACAUCGACGCCUUCAAGCGCCACCUCGACGCGCACGGCGUCCAGUACGCCGACUAUGGCUCGCGACUGGCACCAGAUCUUUUUUCUCGAUCCGCCGGCGAGGGCGUGGUCAUAGAGGUCCACGCCGUGCUCAGAGAAGGAGCUCGCAGACCGUUGUGCCUCACGAUGUCAUCGAGCGGAGCGAGUGCGAUCGCGGCGGCCAAGCAGCGGCACCAGGAGCAGCUGCGAGCUGACACGAGCGCGCUCGUCGAUGCGGCGAGGGGGCAGAGGCAGAUGCCUGAGCUGCCGCCGUACGUGCCAGAAUUUGACCUCGCGUUCAUGUCUCAGAUGCUGGGCGGUGGAGCCGUCCGGUCGGAGCCAGAAGACCCAGCCACUGGCGACGACGAGACGAUGAUGCAGGAGGCCUGA